CUAUACCAGUGCCCUGAUCACCACCAUAAACCAUACAAGCGCCCUGACCACCACCGUACCCCAUACCAGCAUCCUGAUCACCGCAAUACCUCAUAUCAGCAUCCUGAUCACUGCCAUGCCCCGUACCAGCAUCAUGAUCACCCCUUAUGCCAUACCAGUGUCCUGAUCACCACCAUACCCCAUACCAGUGUCCUGAUCACUGCCAUACCCCAUACCAUCAUGAUGAUCACCCCCAUACCCCAUACCAGCAUUCUGAUCAUGGACAUACCCAAUACCAGCAUCCUGAUCACCCCUAUACCCCAU
Molecule: messenger RNA, 303 nt
Organism: Staurois parvus
Lineage: Eukaryota; Metazoa; Chordata; Amphibia; Anura; Ranidae
Source: the annotation of a GenBank genome assembly